AACUUUGUAAGAAAGAAAAAGAAAGAAAACUGCAAGAAAAUUUUCCAUUUUAUUUUCUUUCUUUUUCUCUCUUCUUAUUAUAAUAAUUAUUAUAAUUACCCCAAACACAUCAAUUUAUACCCAUCACAUACAUCCAUCUCAAUAUAACCACGCAUUCUUGAAAGUUUGGUGAAGUUUUUGAGUAUUUUUUCUUGAAUUUUGUUGGGUUUCUUGAGAAGAUAAAUGGGUGUUAUUUGAACAAGAAGUUCUGAUACGGGGUUGUUUUGCAAUUUAGAAUUUUUAUAAAUGUCGACAGAACAAGUAGGAUCAUCAUCAUCGUCACCAUUCUCUGUAGUUUCUGUUGUGGAAGAAAUUCUUCAACAGCAUGGAAAUGGAACCAGCAGAUCAAGAGAUUUUGAUAUGGUCUCAAGAAAAGCUGAUGAACCUUCACUUAGAAGAUAUGAAGCAGCUUGCUGGAUCAGAAAAAUGGUGGGAGUUGUUGGAGGGAAAGAUUUACCAGCAGAGCCAUCAGAAGAAGAAUUCAGGCUGGGAUUGAGAAGUGGAUUAAUAUUGUGCAUUGUUCUUAACAAGGUUCAACCUGGAGCAGUGCCAAAGGUUAUGGAAUUGGCUAGUGAUUCUGUGAUUAAUCCUGAUGGAGCAGGUGGUGCUCUCUCUGCAUUUCAGUAUUUUGAAUAUGUUAGAAAUUUUCUUGUCUCUGUUGAGGAAAUGGGGCUUCCUACUUUUGAAGCCGGUGAUCUCGAACAGGGUGGAAAAUUUGCUAGGAUAGUGAACUGUAUAUUAGCACUGAAAUCAUACAAUGAGUGGAAACAGAAUGGUGGAACUGGUAUAUUUAAAUAUGGUGGAAGUUUCAAACCAUUAAACAGUGGAACUAUCAAACCUUUCAUGAGAAAAAUUGCAGACUCUACAAGAAGUUCUUCAUUAGGCAGCAAUGAUCACUCUUUCUUGAAUGAUCUCAGCCAUGAACUCAAUGAAUCGAAUUCAUCUCGUUCGUUGCAUAUGCUAGUUCGUGCUGUUCUUGCUAAUAAGAAUCAAGAAGAAAUACCAAAUAUUGUAGAAUCUAUGCUGAAUAAAGUCAUGAAGGAGUUUGAAACGCGAUUAGCAAGCCAACAAGAAUUGAUCAAAAGUGAAAUGACACCAUCUACCCCUGACAUGUCUCUUCAAAGAAGUACUUCUAGUGAUUCAAAGAUGGAAGAAGAAACUUCUUCACCAAUCACAUCAAGAGAUGCUUCCCCGAAAAUCAGAACAGAGGAGAGUUUUGAACAAAAAGACGAUCAUGAUCAAGAAUCGAACAUUCAGCUUAUGAAACAGAAAAUGUUGGUUGAACAGCAGCAGAGUGAUAUUCAGGAAUUGAAGAACACUCUUCACACUGCAAAAGAAGGAAUGCAGUUAUUGCAGGUUAAACAUCUAGAGGAGUUCAACAGUCUAGGAAAGCACAUGCGGAGUCUAGCUCAUGCUGCUUCAGGAUACCAGAAAGUGCUUGAAGAAAACCGCAAGUUAUACAACCAAGUGCAGGACCUAAAAGGAAAUAUUAGAGUAUACUGCCGAGUGAGACCAUUCUUACCUGGCCAGCAAAGCCGUUUCAGUACUGUGGAUCACAUAGAAGAAGGAAACAUUACAAUCCUGACUCCCUCAAAAUAUGCAAAAGAGGGAAAGAAAUCAUUUAGUUUCAAUAAAGUUUUUAGUCCUAUGGCGACUCAAGAGGAAGUAUUCUCAGACACUCGGCCUUUGAUACGAUCAGUUCUUGAUGGUUUUAAUGUGUGUAUAUUUGCAUACGGCCAAACAGGAUCUGGAAAAACUUUUACUAUGACUGGCCCCAAGGAACUUACAGAGGAAAGUCUAGGUGUAAACUACAGGGCAUUGAGUGAUCUAUUUCUUCUACAAGACCAAAGAAAGGAAAUUAUUUGCUAUGAAAUCUCAGUGCAGAUGCUCGAAAUCUACAACGAGCAAGUCAGAGAUUUGCUUGCUAAUGAUAGUGUUAAUAAAAGAUUAGAAAUUCGCAACAGUUCUCAGAAUGGAAUUAACGUACCAGAAGCGAGCCUUGUGUCCGUAUCUUCACCAUCUGAUGUUCUAAAUUUGAUGGACAUUGGACACAAGAACCGUGCAGUGAGUGCUACAGCAAUGAAUGAUCGGAGCAGUCGGUCUCACAGCUGCCUGACAGUUCAUGUUCAAGGAAAAGACUUGACAUCUGGAGCUACAAUUCGUGGUUCUAUGCACUUGGUUGAUCUAGCAGGAAGUGAACGCAUCGAUAAAUCUGAGGUGACCGGGGAUAGAUUGAAAGAAGCACAACAUAUCAACAAAUCUCUUUCGGCAUUAGGAGAUGUCAUUUCGUCUCUCGCACAAAAGAGCUCUCAUGUUCCUUACAGGAACAGCAAACUCACACAACUACUUCAAGAUUCACUCGGAGGACAAGCGAAGACUCUGAUGUUUGUACACAUAAGUCCUGAGACUGAAGCUACUGGUGAAACGAUUAGUACUCUAAAAUUCGCUGAACGAGUUGCCACGGUUGAGCUGGGUGCUGCUAAAGUUAAUAAAGAUAGUGGUGAAGUGAAGGAACUCAAAGAUCAGAUUGCUAACCUAAAGGCGGCCUUAGCCAGGAAGGAUACAGACUCAGAGCAGCAUUCACAGCAUUCCAGAUCCAGCACCCCGGAAAGACACAGGCUGAGGAUGGGCGGACAUUCUGGUUCGUGGCAUAGCGUUGGAGAUAGUAAUAGUCGCAGGGAAUCACUUGACAAUGCUAGUAAUCCCGAGAUGAGGAACUGCAAGUCUUCAAUCCAGAGAAGACGAAGCUUGGACAUCAAUGAACUGCGAAUGAAUUCACCUCCUUGGCCACCCGUCGGCCUUGUUGUACAGAACGGGAAGGAAGACGAUAAGGAAUCAGCGUCUGGGGACUGGGUAGAUAAGGUGAUGGUGAACAGACUAGACAAUCUCAAUGGAGAAGAAAAUCUUUUAGGACAAUGGGAAUUAGACAAUAGACAAUUACCAGAGCCAUUUUUUUCAGAACCUUCAAAGAUUUACCAGGAACAAAUAUCUUUUAGUAACUCUAAAUCUCCAAAAAAGAUCAAAGAUAGCCCAGAAUUACACGAUGCACAGAGUCGGCGGUUCGAUGCAAUAUCUACUGAUGGUUCUGAAGAACUUGAGGCUGGAACUAGUGAUUCUUCUGAACCAGAUUUGCUAUGGCAAUCUAAUCUUUCAAGAACAAACACCAUUCCUAAUGGGGUCGGAUUCAAAUCGAAAAAGACUCUUGAUAAGGGAUUGAGAAGACCAGAAACAAAGAGUUUAAUUCCGUCACUAAUUCCGUCGCCAUCGAAGAAACCAAGCGGAGUGAGUCCAGUAAAAAACAAGACUGUAAGACCGAUAGUUGGUUCUGAUAUUAAGAGAAAAACUAGCCGGGCAAAGUGAGAAUUCCGGCCGGACUUGCUCAAGGAAGUGGCCGGCCGGCUUCAUGAUCUUUUUUUUUUGUGUAUUUAUUAUUUAGUUGUAGGUGAAAAGAAAAGAAAAAACAGAGUUUUUCAAUUUUAAUUUUUUUUUUAAAAGGCAAUAGCCUUAAAUUUUUAUUAGGUGGAGAUUCUAAACUGUACUAUGCAAUCCCACCCUAUUUGUUUAUAAUGGUGUUGGUAUUGUGAAUCUUUUUUUUUUAUAACAUUUAUUUUUCAUUUGAAGUUGUUAAUAUCAAGAAAAUUUCAGCCA
Molecule: messenger RNA, 3687 nt
Organism: Mercurialis annua (annual mercury)
Lineage: Eukaryota; Viridiplantae; Streptophyta; Magnoliopsida; Malpighiales; Euphorbiaceae
Product: kinesin-like protein KIN-14G
Exons: 19
Coding region: 286-3399 (1037 amino acids)
Biological process (GO): microtubule-based movement
Molecular function (GO): ATP binding; microtubule binding; microtubule motor activity
Source: RefSeq, a predicted model, not a curated record